Messenger RNA from Asparagus officinalis (garden asparagus), 4046 nucleotides. Its product is annotated as MMS19 nucleotide excision repair protein homolog. Lineage: Eukaryota; Viridiplantae; Streptophyta; Magnoliopsida; Asparagales; Asparagaceae. Gene Ontology annotation, biological process: iron-sulfur cluster assembly. Gene Ontology annotation, cellular component: cytosolic [4Fe-4S] assembly targeting complex. Bases 150 to 3629 code for a protein of 1159 amino acids. The record is from RefSeq and is a predicted model, not a curated record. The transcript is spliced from 21 exons.
CAGACCUUCGCCCGGUCCGGUGAAAAAGUGAACCGACGUAGAUUUCUACCCCUUUCAAAGGACGACGAUUUUUUUCGCGGGGCUCCAAAACCCUUGCUUUACCUAAAACCCUAAAAUUGCUCCUCAACACCUCACAAUAUUUCCCUCUAAUGGCGAAAACAAACUCAUGGAUCUCCCACAUCGAAGCCUUCGUCGAUGCCUCUUGCUCUUCGAACCAGCAGAAACUUGGGUCUUUUCAUGAGUUAAUAAUAAUUCCUGUGGAUCAGAAUGCAAGUGUGGAUGCGAUUGCAGCGUUGGUGAAGAAUGACUCAUUAACUCUCGAGGAUUUGGUAAGAGAAAUGGAGCUUUAUUUGACAACCACGGACAAUAUAAUCCGCGCAAGAGGAACUCUUCUUCUGGGAGAAGUUCUUAGUCAUCUUACUGCAAAGCCAUUAAGUAGUACCAUUAUAAGCAGUUUGGUAGGAUUUUUCACUUCAAGGCUGGCAGAUUGGCAAGCUCUGCGUGGGACCCUCGUUGGUUGCUUGGCUCUUCUGAGAAGAAAGAGUAAUGUUGGAAUGGUUGUAGGCAAUGAGGCAAAGAUGCUUGCAGAAAAUUAUUUAGCUAAUGUCCAAACUCAGUCUUUAGCAGUGCAUGACCGUAAGUUAUGCUUUGAAGUUCUUCAGUGCUUAUUGGAUGUCUACCCUGAGGCUGUAAUGGAUCUGGAUGAUGAGCUUAUUCGUGGAAUCCUGGAUGCGAUUGAUGGGGAAAAGGAUCCUCGAUGCUUGAUUCUAACAUUCCAUAUAGCAGAAACUCUAAUGCGACUAUUUCCAGAUCAAUCUAAGUCAGAAGAAAGCUUUGCAGAAGAGAUUUUUGAGAUUUUAAGUUGCUAUUUUCCUAUAUAUUUCACACAUCAAAAAGUUGAUGAUCUUCAGAUAAAAAGGGAUGAUCUUUCUAGGGAACUAAUGAAUGCCUUCUGUUCAACUCCAUACUUCGAGCCAUUUGCCAUUCCUCUGGUGCUCGAUAAACUUUCCUCGUCUCUUCCUCUAGCAAAGCUUGAUUCUUUGAAGUAUCUUAGCAAUUGCAUAUUACAUUAUGGAGCUGAUAGAAUGUUUAAGCAUGCUAAAGAUAUAUGGUUUGCUCUGAAAGAUGUCAUCUUUGAUUUUUCACCGGAAGGAAUUAUAGAAUCAGCAGGAGAUAUGGAAUCACAGAAAGCUCAAAUUGCAAAAGAGGCCCUCACUUGUUUGCAAAUGGCUGUUUCACAGUUAAACUUCGUCAAUAGUGAGCCAUUUACAAGCUUGAUUCUUGACGAUCCGGACAUUGAGAGAAUUUUUUUGUCUGUGUGCCUGGAAAGAAGUUAUUCAGGCAUCCCCAAAGAAACUCUGCAUCAACUUAAUUCUAUUGGAAGCAUCUUAUCUAUUGCUUCAAAGGUCUCUAUUGAUGGUUGCAGUAAAGUGUUCCAGAAAUUUUUUCCACGCUUGAUGAAUUUAUUAGGAGUAGAUAAAAACGAUUCAUCUUAUGGUUGCAUUAAGGACUGCAACACAUCUUCUAAUUUGAAUUUUGGAGCUCUAUACUUGUGUGUUGAAUUCCUUGAUUCCUGUAGAGAUUUGACUAUUGGGCUUCAGGAUAUCCCUCCACAAGCUCCAGACAGCUGGUGUUAUCUGCUUAAAGAUUUUUGUGGUCCAUUAAGUUAUGCUUUUAAAUCAUCUCUGGUGAAUACUGUUACUGCUGCGAAGACCGGGCAAGAAUAUGUGCCUUGUGUAGUAAAGGGUUUGCAGGUACUUGCAACAUUUCCAGGAUGUCACUCACCUGUAUCGGAGAAAAUAUAUGAAGAUAUUUUAGCAGUCCUUAUGUCAGUUAUCACUGGCAGGUUUGAUGAACCAUUCUUGUGGAGAACUGCUUUGGAGGCAUUAAUUCAAAUUGGUUUACAUAUAGAAAAGUUUCAUGACUCUAAGAAGGAAAGAGGCUAUUGUAAAUUUGUAGUUGAAAGGAUUGUUUCUAUGCUUUUACAUGAUGAUACUACAUCUCUUGGUGUUAAACUAGAAGUAAUCUCGGAAAUCGGUACUGCUGGUCCAGACUUUAUGUCAACAGUGAUACGAGGUCUUGAAGAUGUUAUAUUCUCCAAUUUCUCAGAGAUUUGGGUCAACGGAAACCUAGGAGCUGCUGAGAUUUUAGUACCUCUACUUCAGUGCUACUCUAAUCGCGUGCUUCCUUGGUGCCACAAGUUUGGAAAAGCUGACCAAGUCGCAAUGCAAUUUGCUACCAAUAUUUGGAAUCUGAUGGAAAAGAGUAGUGUUCUCAGUGUAGAAUUUCAAAGGAAUGGUGUUCUUGAUACAACUAUGAUGGUGAUGAAGCUUUGUGUUGGAUAUUGUACAGAAGAAAACCAGAGUAUUAUUGUACGGAAAGCUUAUACUAUUCUAUCAUCUACUACCUUUCUUCUGUUGGACUCUUUAGGCUUGCCCUUAUCCAACUUAGAAGCGCUGCAGUCAAUUCCAGAUAUAUCUGGCUUAUCCUGUAAAGAUGAGUGGCUUAUAUCUCUGUUUGCAUCAGUAGUGAUAGUGCUACAUCCACAAACACCUGUGCCAGAUGUUGGAGCACUAACCAGAUUGUUCACAGUUUUCCUACUUAAAGGUCAUCUCCCGGCAGCUCAAGCUUUGGCUUCAAUGAUUAACAAAUGGCCAGCAAAUAUCGGUACAGCAGAACUUUCAAGCACUCAUGAACUGGAAGUAGUAAUUGAUGUGGUUCUUGAGAGUAUAUCGGCGGUACUUUCUAGUUGUUUAAAAGAAUGUAAAAUUGCCAAUGGCACUGAUGACAACUUGAGUUGUUCAAGCCUCAUUUCUUACCAAAUCCAUGCCAUUGUUGGCUUGGCAUGGCUUGGUAAAAGUUUGCUUAUGCGUGGACAUGACAAGGUGAAAGAAAUAGCAAAGCGUCUAUUGAAGUGCUUACUCUCUGAUCAGGAUAUUCCUGCCACUUCAGUAGCCAAGGAUGAAGCUAGAGACAAUGAUCAGAAUAUGCAUUCCCUUUUGAUCAGAGCUGCAGCAGAUGCAUUUCAUAUCCUUCUUACUGAUUCAGAAGUUUGCUUGAAUAGAAAAUUUCAUGCAACAAUGAGGCCACUUUAUAAACAACGAUUCUUCUCAAGCAUGAUGCCCGUCUUGCUCUCUUCAAUCAAAGAAUCCAAUUCAUCAAGAACAAGAGCUAUACUGUAUAGAGCUCUUGGGCAUAUUUUUUCUGACACUCCGUUAGCUGCUGUUGUUGCCGAAGCAAAAAAGGUUAUACCUGCAUUAUUGGAGGGCUUAUCUAUAUCUACUUUGGGAGUAUCGAAUAAAGAAAUGACAUAUAACCUUUUAUUAGUCUUGUCAGGGAUACUAAUGGAUGAGAAUGGGAAGGAAGCUAUUGUAGAGAAUGCUCAUACUAUUAUAAAUCACCUCAUUCGACUGGUUUCUUAUCCUCAUAUGAUGCUUGUACGGGAAACAGCAAUUCAAUGUCUUACAGCAAUGUCAUCACUUCCUCACACAAGGAUUUAUCCCAUGAGACCGCAGGUCCUAAGAGCUUUAGUGAUGUCCCUUGAUGAUCCGAAAAGACAUGUUCGUCAAGAGGCUGUUAGAUGUCGUCAAGCAUGGGCAUCAAUAGCUUCAAGAAGUCUUCAUUUUUGAGAAUAGUGGAAUUUAAUAUUACAAUUCAAUCAGAGAGGCAUAUUUGAUGUUAUGAGUUCUAUCAUCCAGUACCUGGAUGUAUGUAUAGUGUUAUAUCACUGUUUGGCAAAUGGUUUGUCAUGCUGAUCUCAAUGGAACCAGGCGGCUACUUAGAACCAGUGCUACUACUUGGAGCGAUCUGGAUGCAGAAUAGAAGAGCACAAGCAGAGCUGGAGGAUUCAGAAAUUAGGAAAUGCAGUUGGUGUACAUCGUUGUACGAGGAUAUUUAUUUGUACUAUGGGAAGCACAAUGUUGCGCACUUCCAAUGUUUAAUGUAUAUUAAUGUUAUGGAUGUGUACAUAUGUUUUUGAGAACAAUACUGCAAUAUAUUUAAGUCCAAUAAUUGUUCAAUGAGUUUGAAUCUAGACUCGUUUCAGA